Merops nubicus (carmine bee-eater) is the source of this 1373-nucleotide messenger RNA. Its product is annotated as S1 RNA-binding domain-containing protein 1-like. The record is from RefSeq and is a predicted model, not a curated record. The annotation marks the transcript as partial. Gene Ontology annotation, molecular function: structural constituent of ribosome; mRNA binding. The transcript is spliced from 9 exons. NCBI's taxonomy places the organism in Eukaryota, Metazoa, Chordata, Aves, Coraciiformes, Meropidae. Gene Ontology annotation, biological process: translation.
AUGUCAACUCUACCAAGGAGGGUGAAAUCUGAAGCCAAAUCCCUUACAUCAAGAGAUGAUGAACUCCCUUCAUUUCUUAAUUCGAGCUCUGAAUCAGAGGAGGAAGAGGAGGAGUGGGAGCCAAAAAGCAAAAUGGCCAAGAGACCUCGGUUGCCAAAGAAAAAUGAGGCAAAACCUAGAAAGGUUGCUUCUUCACGGUCAGCUGUGGUCAGGAAAAAGGUCAAGCAGGUAGCAAUAAAAGAGGAAAUGGAUGCAUCCUUGCCUAUUCCUCCUGGAGAAGAUAAUAAAAUGUACCUUCUAAAAACUAAGGAAGAAGAUGUAGGCACUAAACCAAAAACUUCAAAUCAAAUGCCAGAAGUGCCUAAAAAAAGAGAAAGAAAUUCAAUCCAACAGAAGAAUGUAAAGAGUUUAGAGAGUGAUGAGAAGCCUUCAACAAGUGUUCUAGUAGUGGGAGAUCAAGUGAAAAAUGAGAAAGCUGAGGAGGAUUUUGCAUUUGAUGAGCCACCUUUUAAAAAAAUUAAGUUGACUAAGUGUCCUGAAGGAAAGCCAGCUAAAAAUCUAGGAGGCAACAAAGUAAAAGAAGAAUUUGAAAUGAACUGGGAUAUUGUACAGGCCUUGUCAGAAAUCACAAGUGUUGAACCUUGGGUGUGCAUAAACUUGAUUCGCCUCUUUAAAGAAGAAAACACAAUCCCCUUUAUUGCUCGCUACCGAAAAGAGCUCAUCAAUAAUCUGGAGGCUGAUGCCUUGAGGGAAGUGCAGCAUACACUGGAAGAGCUACGUACUGUCGCAAAAAAGACGCAUACGACGAUACAGAAGUUGAAGAAAGAAGGAAAAUUAACUGGAUGCCUUUUAACAGCAUUAUUAAAUUGCAGAACUUUGGAAGAAUUAGAUCAUGUGUCUGCAGCUUAUAAAACUGGGAGUAAAGGCACCAAAGCCCAGAGGGCCAAGCAGCUGGGUUUGGAACCUGCUGCACUUGCUCUCCUGCAGAAUCCUAUGGAACUCAAUCUCUUUUCUUACAUUAGACCUAAUAUCAAAGGGCUUUCAACUAUCCAGGAAGUAGAGGCUGGAGUACAGCACAUAUUAGCUGACAUCUUUGCUAAAGACAAAGAUGCACUGGAUUUUAUCAGGAAACUAUGUCAACAAAGGUACAUUUGUAUCCAGUCAGCCUUGGCAAAAGGGUCCUCCAAAAGUGGAAAUGAAAAAGAUAUUGAUAAAUUCCAAUUGUACCAUGAGUUUUCUUGUAAUGUAAAGAACAUUCAGCAUCAUCAGAUUCUGGCCAUUAACCGAGGGGAAAAUCUGAAGAUCCUGACAGUGAAGGUCAACAUUCCUGACGGGGUGAAGAAUGAAUUCUGUUGGUGGUGUGUCAAUGAAAG